AUGCAGCACCUACGGAGUAAAAGCCCUUUUGCUCACCGAGCCGUGGCGUACGCGCUACAGGGUGCAGGAAUUCAAGUUGAUAUAGGCAAUACAACACCGGGCUUUGGCUUCAUUGCGGCCCCGAUCCAGCGCCUCUUCAGAGAUCUCCCGCAAGAUCUGACCUCGAUUCUAAGGGUGCUUUGUGUACUUGGAAUCAGGUUCGAGCGGACGUAUUUGCACUCCAGAGAGAUGAAAUGGUCUCAACCUUUUAGUAUUGUCUUUUUCUUCCUUGAAGACAUCCUAAACUCGACUUCGCCCUCGGAUUUUGCCCGCACCUUGACUACUACCGACGAACGAGAGUUUGCUGGGCUGAUUGAUCAGGGGUCGUUUGAUGAAGAUCUGGCUCAUCGAUUGUCCAUGCGUUGGGAGAAGUUGAGCAUUGAGGUUUGGGAGUGCUGUAAGGCGCUUCCAAAGAUGAUAGAAUACAUUCAAGAGAGUCUUCAGUCCCUUUUGGCUCUUCGAAAUUAUCACUCGUUGACAGCCAUUCUGAGCGGGCUACACAGAUACAGCAUCUCGGAGUCAGCAAUCGUGCGCACAGACAACGGAACCACUGCCUUGGCUACGAACCCAGUGUUUGAUCCCGAAUUUCAGUACCUCAUUGACCCCGCCCAGAACUAUGCCGCAUACCGCCAGCAAUUCAACUCAGUCCCUGGAAUUCCUUUUCUAAUCCCCCAUCUGAGCGAGUACCGAAAAAGCGGCGAUGCGGUAGUACUACAGAUACUGUUUCAGCAACUGAAAGCCGUUUUGCCUCAGCGCGUCUAG
Aspergillus calidoustus is the source of this 801-nucleotide messenger RNA. NCBI's taxonomy places the organism in Eukaryota, Fungi, Ascomycota, Eurotiomycetes, Eurotiales, Aspergillaceae. The record is from the annotation of a GenBank genome assembly.